CAUUAUGGAACUGUAGUACAAAGAAAAGAGCGGGAGUGCUGUAAGUGGAGGUCGAUUGAGUUUCUCGAGUGAACUUCCCACUGUGAGCAGUCCACACGCCUCCCACACUGAGUGAUUGUCUUGUUUCCACACACAUCUGAUUGCUCUUCGGGCACGGGACAGCAUGACCAGCGGAUACAAGGACGGGACACCUGAAGAGGAAUACGCACACUUGCCAUUCAUCAGGAAACAGGGGAACAUUUACAAACCCAAUAAUAAAGAAAUGGAUAACGACAGCAUCAACGAAAAGACACUUCACGAUUUCCACACCAAGGAGAUUGACCUGGUCAACCGGGACCCAAAGCAUAUAAAUGACAAUGUAGUCAAGGUUGACUUUGAAGACGUGAUCGCUGAGCCUGCUGGCACCUACAGCUUUGACGGCGUGUGGAAAGCCAGCUUCACCACCUUCACAGUAACCAAAUACUGGUGCUACAGGCUUCUGACAGCCCUGGUGGGCAUUCCGCUCGCCCUCGUAUGGGGCAUCUUCUUUGCCAUCCUCUCCUUCAUUCACAUCUGGGCAGUGGUGCCCUGUGUAAAGAGCUACCUAAUUGAGAUCCACUGUGUCAGUCGAGUCUACUCCAUCUGUGUGCACACCUUCUGCGACCCGCUGUUCGAGGCCAUCGGAAAGUGCUUCAGCAGCGUCCGGGUCACCACCACCAAGGUGGUGUAAGGACAGGGAAAUGAAAAGAGCCAGAGGGAUAGGGUGGGAUGGGGAAAUGGAAACCAAUGUCCAACACAGGGCGAUAAAUCUUAAAGAAAAUAUAACUCUAUAAUAAAGAGGGCAACACAAAAGUGAACAGAGAUUGGCUUUUGAGCGGUUGCACUGUAUUUUGGUGGCUAUAAGAAAAGACACUCUUCACUGUCUCUGUUCAACAAGUCCAUGAUCUUAGUAUCCUCUCCACUUUGGAUUCCAAGGGGACAUCUGUAAAAAAUUCUCAUAUUUUUGUUAUUUGUUUGCCUGUAUCAUCGUAAAAAAAAAAAAAUUCUGCCUUACUUGUGUUGAAUCUGUUGUUUUAUUGACCUUUUUAUUCAUUCGUGUAACAACGUAGUUAAAUGGUAGUAUCGUUGUGGUGCUUAAACAACUAAUAGUUUUGCUUUGUUCGGUAUUCUGUCUGUCUUCCGUUUGGUAUAUGUGUACUCUCACCCUUAAGGCCAAACUUUGGUGUCCGCGUUGCUGGAACGUCUCACGCACAGUGUGCGUGACACAAAUUUUGUCAUCAGCACCGUAUGUGUGGACUCUCCACAUCCAACCUAGUUUUUAAGACAUGCACGUCAUCGUGCAUGUGCCUGCUGUUAACUGUGCUAAAAGAGUAUCGCAAAGCAGUCGUAGUGCGCUUGUGGUCAAAAGAGUUUACUUUGAAAGGCUGAGCUCUUGACAGUGUGCAAGAUGGAAUGGCACACAGUAAAACGAAGUAUAGAACAUGUCCUUACCAGGCGCAACAAGUUUUGGGCAACAAACAAUUUGUCUGUCCACACUAAACGCAAAAUGGCUGCACCACGUGACACAGCCAGUCGACAUUUGAUUUUGGACCAGUGUGGUUUCAUGGUGGGAGGGGUUACCCUGUACAAUAAGAAUCAAUGAAUAUAAUCGCGAUCUUCAUUGAUUCAUAUUGGUUAUUGAUUCUUAAAAUCCCAUAACAGAUUUUUUACUUUUACCUUAAAGUUUACUUCAGUUUUGGUUGUGUCCAUUAUUAUAUGUGUUCAAUAAUUUUAGCAAUUGAACUGCAUAAUUUGAGAAUUUAUUUCAUAUGUAAGUAAAAUAGUUAUUAUAACUGAAAUAUUCCCAAAUAAAUCAGAAUUUAAUCGAAUUGUAUUGUAAUCUUAAUAGAAAAUCAAAUCGAGAGAUUAUGAAUCAGAAUUGCAUCAAAUCAGAAAAUUUGUAUCGAUACUCAGCCCUGCUGUACAAUCAAGUUGACAAAAUUGCCUUUUGUAAACUUCAGAUUUACAUAGAAGAGACAGCUUUUAUUGCUUUACGCCUGAACGUGCUGCACCUGGUUCGGACACUGUGUUAUUUGCGGUCAUCACUGGGGUUUGUGAAAUCUAAAUUUUUUUUUUUUUUUUUUUUGGUAGCUGGGGUUUGGGAGAUUGCCUGAAUUUUAGUGAAAAAGUAGGCAUGGCCCUGCUGAUGUCAAGACUGCCCGUCACACUGCAUGUUGCCACUGAAAAUGGUGGAUGGCCCAAACACGGGGCAAAAGAGUUGCACUCACUGAACCCUUUGUCAACUCAGCAUAUACUAACAAAGAGACUGUUCCUGGCUCUAUGACACAUAACGCUUCAAACUGGUUGUCAUUGCAACAGCUUUAUGAUUGACAGAGAAUGUCUGUAUACCUUCCAGAGAGAUGUUAUGUGAAUUUAGCUACUCAGCUUAACCACACCAAGGACAUAAACCUAGUGGGGUCUUCUAGCAGCCGUGAAGAUUGAAAAUUUUUUAUAAUGCGAAAGCACAUUACCACAGCAUUAACACAGACAUAAACACAUGUUUGCGGUCUUUGAAGAUGAAGAACUUGUUUUUAUGGAUUUUUAUUUUUAUAUUGUUGCUUCUGCUGGACAAAGUGACGUCAUUUGGGUUGGAAUUUUGUCCCUGCAAACAUAAACAAACCCGUCUGCUUCUCCGUUGGUUCACUGUCGGACACAAACACACACACACAUACACAUACACAUACACACACUAACAAAGACUGGCAGCAAACUAAAGUAACCGGCCUCACAGGCUGCUGCUAAAUUGGGGUAUAUUAUUUUUUAUACUGACGUUAAGCUCACUUUUUUCACCUUUUUGUCCACCCGCUUUGACUCAGUCACCUCUUUGUCUACCUGCUGUUUUAGUAUCUAUUGCAAAACAUGUUCUUAAAUUAGUCUGCCUCUGUAGAUGAGACCAUAUUUUUAUUCAUAUUUUAUAUGAAAACUAAAAUUGUCUUUCCUUGCUUUUACUGUAAAAUGACAUAAUGCUGUGCACAUUAAAAAAUGUAAUAUAAAUUAAGUUGAUUUUUA
Molecule: messenger RNA, 3027 nt
Organism: Myxocyprinus asiaticus (Chinese sucker)
Lineage: Eukaryota; Metazoa; Chordata; Actinopteri; Cypriniformes; Catostomidae
Product: caveolin-1-like
Exons: 3
Coding region: 164-709 (181 amino acids)
Biological process (GO): negative regulation of protein tyrosine kinase activity; caveola assembly; negative regulation of endothelial cell proliferation
Cellular component (GO): caveola; perinuclear region of cytoplasm; Golgi apparatus
Molecular function (GO): protein kinase binding; molecular adaptor activity; transmembrane transporter binding
Source: RefSeq, a predicted model, not a curated record